AUGCGCGCCACUCUCUUCUCUUCACUCCUCCUGGCAGCCGUAUCAUCGGUCACCGCCGCUUCCCAUAAUAACGGAACUUGCACCGGCAAGAACGGCGUUCAAGGUGUUUGCAUCUCCACGAACUCAUGCUCUAGUGGCGGUGGCUCGUACAUCAGCAACGCUUGCCCAGGCCUUCCCGACGACAUCAAGUGCUGCACUAAGCCUUCCUGUCAGGGGGCUGGCCAGAAGGGCGACUGCCGGUUUGUGGACGAAUGCGGCAGUGGAAGGACUACUCUCGCCGGUCUUUGCCCCGGUCCAGACGCCUUCAAGUGCUGUGUCCCUAAACCUGGCACCACACCAAAGCCUCCUAUCACGCCGACUCUGAACCUGGGUGAAAAGAUCUUGAAGAAAGCUGAAGAGCAGAAAGGCGUUCCUUAUCACUGGGCCGGUGGCAAUUGCAAGGGUAAGACUGGAGGCGGAUUUGACUGUUCUGGCCUCGUCUCUUGGGCUGUUUGCCAGGUGACUGGUCGCGACUUGUUCAAGGAAGGUCUGCGAGUCACUCGCUCCAUGUACUGUGCCAGUGAAGAGAAGCUCAAGUACAAGAAAGUUCCUUUCUCCAAGCGCCGUGCUGGUGAUGCUGUCUUUUUCGGUGGCGAGUGUGACUGCAAGAACAAUCCUGGUGGUAUUCACCAUGUCGGCCUCAUGAUGGACAACGGCUACAACAUGUUUAAUGCUCUGAAAACUGGAACGAAUAUCAGGAAGGACAACUUCAAGGGUUGGAGCGAGAAGGCUUGCCCCUAUGUUAUCCGAUUCUAG
Molecule: messenger RNA, 795 nt
Organism: Didymosphaeria variabile
Lineage: Eukaryota; Fungi; Ascomycota; Dothideomycetes; Pleosporales; Didymosphaeriaceae
Exons: 4
Coding region: 1-795 (264 amino acids)
Source: RefSeq, a predicted model, not a curated record